Messenger RNA from Phaedon cochleariae (mustard beetle), 2067 nucleotides. NCBI's taxonomy places the organism in Eukaryota, Metazoa, Arthropoda, Insecta, Coleoptera, Chrysomelidae. The record is from the annotation of a GenBank genome assembly.
GUUUAUGUGGUUGUUGUGCGAGGUGCGCUCAGGUGCGUCUGUCCACAAAUAAAACGGUGUUAUUAAACUAUCAACAUCAAAAGUCAAAAACAAUAAAAACGUCAACUUAUUUCACUUACACUUUACAACAGCUAUGGAUUUUUUUUCUGUAAUUUUCAUCUUCAUCAAGAAAAAUGUCUUCUGAGAGUUCAGAAGAUGAAGAUUUGAAUUUUCUCAGAGAAGCCCAAGAUAGUCAAUUUUUAAAUGAUUCUAUGUUCAGUGGUAAAUCAGAAAAUACAACCACCAAGAAAUUAAAUAUACCAAAAACUUUGAGGAGAUCCGCAGAUGAUGAUGAGCACCAGCAUCACCACCACAAUCCAUUUAAGGUAACACCUGAGUUCCGCAAGUUCAUAGCUAAACGUCUUUCUUCUCUUCUGGAAGUUGAACUUGAGAAACAUUUGGAUCACAAUCAUCCAUCUGAGGUUAUUUCCAAAAAGAAACGAUUGAAUGGAGGUAUCAAGCUGUUUGCAAAUUCAGGAAAAUUUUUGAAGUUGGAUGAUGAGUAUGAAAAAGUGGAGAACAAGUCAAGAUUUCAUAAAAUUUCUAAACCAGUACUAUUUUCUGGAGGAAGAACUGAAGUCAACAUAGACUUAUUGAAGGAAGUUACUGUGCAAAGUGAAGAUAUUUUAUCUAAAAAAGAGACUAAAUAUUGGUCAAAUAGAAGUAAAUCUAAAGUCUUUGAAUAUAGGAAAAAUAUUAAGGGAACUUUAGAGUUGGUAGAACCAGUGUUUCAGUAAGUGUGAAAAAUAUUCUGAUAUAAGAUGUCACAUAUGCCUCCAUUUCGUUUAAAUGUGCCCAUGGGUGCUGAUUUACCUCCAGCACCUACAAACCCAAAAAAACGAAGAAAGAAUGCACAAGCUCCCAUACAACCAUCUCCUAGUGUUCAAGAUUUAUUGCCUCCUCCUUUAUCUGGCUAUGGAGAUACUAUUGUAGCAUCUAACCCAUUUGAUGAUUGCCCCAGCAGUGUCAAUAUGGUCAACUCUAUUGGUCGAAACCAUGGCAAUCCUAUGGGAAUGGCAGAUUUUCGUCUAGGACCUGGUCCGAAUAUGGUGAUGGGUAAUAAUAUGAUGUACCGAUCGAUGUGUCCUAAUCCACCGAUGGGAAUGGGCUCACCGAUGAUGCAUAGUCCAAAUGCCCAUCAAAUGAACAACCCCAUGAUGAUGAACGGCCCCAGAAUGAACCACAUGGGUCCUGGACACGGACCGCCCCAUAUGAUGUCCAGUCCAAAUGGCCCUGGACCAGGUGGUCCGAUGGGUCCUAAUAUGAACAUUACAGGCCCUCCGAUGCACAGUCCCAUCGGCAACAUGGGCCCGAUGGGCGGCCAGGGUCCCGGCAGCGGCCCGCCGAUGGGCAGUCCGAUGGGCGGGCCGAUGAACGGCGGCGGCAUGAGCAACCCCAUGAACGGGCCGAACAUGGGCGGGCCGCAGGGUCAGCACGGACCGCACGGCCCGCACGGUCCGCACGGCCCGCCGCACGGGGGUGGCGGCGGGCCGGGAAACAUGUCCAUGUCCGCGCAGAAUGGGCCUCCUCACGGACCACCAAUGAAUAACAACAACUUCAUCAUGUCGCCGAUGAAUAAUAUGUAUUCCAAACCGAUGCCAGUGUCCGCAGGAAAAAUAUAUCCUGUCGAUCAACCUAUGGUAUUCAAUUCACAAAAUCCUAAUGCUCCGCCAAUAUACCCGUGUGGAGUGUGCCAUAAAGAAGUCCAUGAUAAUGACCAGGCCAUCUUGUGUGAAAGUGGGUGCAAUUUUUGGUUUCACAGAGGUUGCACUGGAUUGACGGAAGCAGCUUUUCAACUUUUGACUGCAGAAGUUUAUGCUGAGUGGGUGUGUGAUAAGUGUUUACAGUCGAAGAAUAUUCCUUUAGUGAAGUUCAAACCUUAGUAUUCCUUUAUUGGUAGAAGUGUUUGAGGGAUUGAUGUCGCUCUGAUUUGCAAUCAUUUAUAUUUAUUUGAGUUUAUCUUCAUAAAGUACGUUUAUAAAGUAGGUAUGAUAAUUUAUUAUUAAAUGCACUUCGCAAGUUUUUGCC